AUGAUGAGAAAUUCAGAAGUUACUUUUUCUAAAAUUGACAGUUUGAAUAACGAAACUGUAUUUUUAGUAAAUAUUGGAGACAAAUCUUACAAUUUAACUAUCGGGUUAAGAGAACUUCUACUUAGAAAAAAACCUGAUUUGAAUUUAGUAUCAAGCGCUGAUAAACUCGUAUACAAAGAUAUUCUACACCAUACUAACGCUCAUAAGAGAGAUUUUAACCCUAGAGGUCAAAUAAGAGCUUCAAGAGAUGCGGGCAAUACAAAUCAUGAUAAUGAAAUUUUAUCGAUCAUUGAAGAAUUAAAAGAAGCUAACAUUAUAAAGGAAUAA
Parnassius mnemosyne (clouded apollo) is the source of this 327-nucleotide messenger RNA. The record is from the annotation of a GenBank genome assembly. NCBI's taxonomy places the organism in Eukaryota, Metazoa, Arthropoda, Insecta, Lepidoptera, Papilionidae.